GCCCAACCGCCCCCGCGCGGGGGCCGGGGGCUGGAGGCGGCCAUAGCGGUGUGCGGCGAGGGCGGGAGGGCUCCUGCCGCCCCCUCCUCCCGGAGGUGGGGAUGGCAGCGCCUUCUUCCGAGAGGGGCUCGCAGGCUCUCCGGGAAGGCGCCUGAGGGAGCACCCUCCUUCUGCAACUUCUUCGCUCCAGGGCGGGACGGGCUUUUCGCCGCGCUAGGCCGCAGCCGGCGGUGCGAGUAAGGACCCAGGGCCGAGGCCUUGGCCUUGUCCUUGUCCGGUCGAACAUGACCAACCCGCUCGACUGUGAGCGUGCGAAGCAGCUGCCGCCGGAAACGCUGCGUGUGAGUGAGACACCAAUGACAAACUUGAAUGUGAACAAUGAAAAGAAUUUUGUGAGAAGAACUCUGAAAGCUAAAAAGUGUCGAUUUGAUCAGUCCUUGGUUACUUUCACCAAAAAAUUCAUGGAUCUUGUCAAAGCAGCUCCAGAUGGUGUCCUUGAUUUAAAUGAAGUAGCAACAAUGCUUGGAGUACCAAAGCGAAGAUUGUAUGACAUCACCAGUGUUUUGCAUGGAGUCCACUUAAUUCGGAAAAGAUCCAAGAAUGUUAUCCAGUGGAUAGGUUCUAAUAUUGACCUUGUUUCUGGAAAAGCACGAGCCCAGCAAAGCCUUGAAGAUGAACUUUUUGAAUUGUCAGAAAUGGAAGAAGCUCUGGAUGAAUUAAUCAAGGAAUGUGCUUGUCAGUUAUUUGAGCUGACAGAUGACAAAGAAACUGCAAAACUAGCUUAUGUGACAUACCAAGAUAUCCGUAGCAUUCAAACAUUUCAGGAACAGAUUGUGAUUGCAAUCAAAGCUCCAGAGGAAACCAUACUGGAAAUACCAAUUCCUAAAGAGGAUUGCAUAGAAGUACACGUGAAGAGCACAAAAGGACCCAUUGAUGUGUAUCUAUGUGAGGUGGAACAAGGGAAGUCAGGUGCCAAAACUUGUGAAGAUAUGGAUACUGUCACUUCUGAAACUGAACCAUCAGUUCCUCCCAUGGAAGUGAGAUCUCCAGGGGAAGAGAAAAUCAAUCCACUUGAGAUGGCAGAUUGAUUACAACUCAGAAAUCUGAUACAGAAUGUAAAUAUCUGUGUUACAGAGCUUUUCCAAAACCACUCAGAAAAUCAAGAGUUAAGCCUUACGCUGUGUAGGUUCUGUUUGCAUUGUUUGCAUUCAGCUCUACAUGAGCAAUGGUACCAGUACUGACCUUAAAUAGUUGUAUAUAUGUGUAGCAUGUUUAGGUAGUUACUGAUGUAGAUUUAUUUAAUUGUUUUACAUUUCUGUCUUUGUACAGCAAAGAAAUAAAAUAAGUUUAUAAAAUAAAUA
Calypte anna (Anna's hummingbird) is the source of this 1361-nucleotide messenger RNA. RefSeq names its product transcription factor E2F6. Lineage: Eukaryota; Metazoa; Chordata; Aves; Apodiformes; Trochilidae. The record is from RefSeq and is a predicted model, not a curated record. The coding region runs from base 285 to 1088 and encodes 267 amino acids. Gene Ontology annotation, cellular component: RNA polymerase II transcription regulator complex. Gene Ontology annotation, molecular function: RNA polymerase II cis-regulatory region sequence-specific DNA binding; protein dimerization activity; DNA-binding transcription factor activity, RNA polymerase II-specific. Gene Ontology annotation, biological process: regulation of transcription by RNA polymerase II. The transcript has 7 exons.